GGCAACGUCCAUAGUGCGCGAGCGAGACUCGAUUUGGUGUAUAGCUAUAAACAUACAGAAAAAAAAACAACUCAAUAAUAUAGUGCCCAGUAGUGAUAAGCAAACGUUCCACAACGUUCAACCGCAGUCCAAUCCACAAUUUCUCUUAUCACUGACCGAACUCUCUUAACUUAACCAUGCAGCCAGUACUGGAAUCAACAAUUUAUAAACUGAUAAGAAUGACAACGAUUCUCGAACUUAUCACCGGCUUCAUCUACACAGUCGGCAUUCUGACGAUAGCCGCCUUUCUAUACGAGAACCUUAGGUCCUUGGUGGGGAUCAUUAAAUCGUUGCUGGAACCGUAUUUCCAGCCCCAAUUACCAAAGACUUUGGUCGAAAAGUAUGGCAAAUGGGCAGUCAUUACGGGUGCCACAGAUGGUAUUGGCAAGGAAUAUGCCAGAGAGUUGGCCCGUCAGGGCCUUAAUCUGGUGCUUGUCUCUCGCACCAAGGAGAAGCUGAUUGCAGUCACCAAUGAGAUUGAGAGCCAAUACAAAAUAAAGACCAAAUGGAUAGUAGCGGACUUUGUCAAGGGUCGCGAGGUGUACGAGCACAUCGAGAAGGAGCUGGCCGGCAUCGAAGUGGGAAUAUUGGUUAACAACGUGGGAAUGAUGUACGAGUACCCUGAAAACUUUGAAGAGGUCAGCGAGGAUCUGCUGUGGAACCUGAUGACCGUCAAUAUCGGGUCUGUGCUGAUGCUCACUCGCAAGCUGCUGCCUAGAAUGAAGGCCGCCCGCCGCGGGGCCAUCGUCAACAUUGGCUCCUCCUCGGAGCUGACACCGCUGCCCUACCUAACGGCUUAUGGUGCCAGCAAGGCAUUCAUGACCUAUUUCACCAGAGCCCUAGAGCGGGAGGUGGCCCCCCACAAUCUCGACGUACAACUGGUGCUGCCCGGCUUUGUGGUCACUAAGAUGAACGCCUACUCCGAACGCGUGAUGGAGGGCGGCUGGAUCUUCCCCAAUGCCCAUAGCUACUCCCGAUCCGCCGUCUUUACCCUGGGCAAGACAAGCGAGACCAACGGGUUCUGGGUUCACAGCGUACAGUACUUCUUCAUGAAGUUGGCUCCGAUCCGCAUCCGAAUGGUCUUUGCCCAUCUGCUAUCCAGUCGCUUGAGGUUCGAUGGUCUUGAGCAGAAGGCAAGGAAAGAAAAAUUGGUCACUUAGCUGGGCUUUGGGCCGUCCUCACUUCAACUGUGUUACAAGUCAUAUAUGUAUAUAUGUAUCUUUGGUUCGUAGUCUAAAUGUUUAUAAAAUUAACAAAAAUAAUUUUGUACCAAUCUAAGAAUAAUAAA
Molecule: messenger RNA, 1327 nt
Organism: Drosophila persimilis
Lineage: Eukaryota; Metazoa; Arthropoda; Insecta; Diptera; Drosophilidae
Product: hydroxysteroid dehydrogenase-like protein 1
Exons: 5
Coding region: 177-1199 (340 amino acids)
Cellular component (GO): endoplasmic reticulum
Molecular function (GO): oxidoreductase activity
Source: RefSeq, a predicted model, not a curated record